This is a messenger RNA of Phyllostomus hastatus (greater spear-nosed bat), 4779 nucleotides long. RefSeq names its product family with sequence similarity 102 member A (gene EEIG1). The record is from RefSeq and is a predicted model, not a curated record. Lineage: Eukaryota; Metazoa; Chordata; Mammalia; Chiroptera; Phyllostomidae. Bases 899 to 2056 code for a protein of 385 amino acids. The transcript is spliced from 11 exons.
GGCUCCACCGGCUGCCGUGCUGGGCCUCGGCAUUCUCGCAGCGGCGCCGCGCAGCAUUAGGCUUGGGUCGCGGCAUCGGGAGCGCAAGCGGCGGUGCUGCUGCUCGUGAGGUGCCGGGCAGAGGCGGCGGGCGAGGCGGGCGCCACUGGCCGGCCGGAAGGGCGCUUCAGCUCCGCAGGAGCCCGCGGUGCGGGACCCAGGACCGAGAAGGAGGCAGCGCCCUCGCUGUCCGGGGCCCGGCCCAGUGCCGGCCCGGAGGGGUCGCGGCCGGACGUCUUCGGCCCCGACGCGCCUCCCGGAGAGGACCCCAGAGUUCCUGGCCGCCCCCUGGGGGUGCCCUCAGCCCCCCGGGAUUCACCUGCGCAGGCCGCCUGGCACCCAGGUGCGGGGGCGUGUGCGCGGCGAGGGCACCUCCCCCGGCCGCCAGCGGGGCGGGGGCGGGGCUGCCCGCCGCCUUCGGCCUCACCAGUCCGCCUGCCGCCUUCAGUCUCACCGGUCCGUCCGCCACGCUCGGCCGCCGGGCGUGAGCUACCCGGGGACCGCGGGUCGGGAUGCUGCCUGCCAGUGCGGCCGCUCGCGUGCCUCCCGCCACUCCUGUCCUCGCUUCUUGGGCCGCGGCCCGCUGUUUACAUGCCGGUGAAGCCCCUGGCCACUCCGAGCCCCUGCGAGCCCCAGCUCCCCGAGGGUGAAGCCAGCCGCCCCGCGAAUUGGACUGGUCGUUCAGACCUGGGCCCUCCGGACUCGGAUCCCCGCCCGCUCUGCCGCCUCCGCCACCAUCUGGGCGGGAUCGGGCUCUGGUGUUUUGAGGAGGGGGUGUGGUGUAGGGAAAGGAAUCCUGGGGAUUUCUGGCUCCCCCCCUUUUUUGGCCUUCGAGGCUUUAGACUCAGGGAACUCGCUCAUGGCUUUCUUGAUGAAGAAGAAGAAAUUCAAAUUCCAAACCACUUUCACCCUGGAGGAGUUGACGGCUGUCCCCUUUGUGAACGGGGUCCUCUUCUGCAAAGUGCGACUGCUGGAUGGCGGGGAUUUUGUCAGCUUAUCGUCAAGGGAGGAGGUGCAGGAGAACUGCGUGCGGUGGCGGAGACGGUUCACCUUCGUGUGUAAGAUGAGCGCCAACCCGGCCACCGGCCUGCUGGAUCCCUGCAUCUUCCGGGUGUCGGUGCGCAAGGAGCUGAAAGGCGGGAAGGCGUACUCCAAGCUGGGCUUUGCCGACUUGAACCUGGCUGAGUUUGCAGGCUCGGGCUCCACCGUGCGCUGCUGCCUGCUGGAGGGCUACGACACGAAGAACACCCGCCAGGACAACUCCAUCCUCAAGGUCACCAUCGGGAUGUUUCUGCUCUCUGGAGACCCGUGCUUCAAGACGCCGCCGUCCACUGCCAAGUCCAUCUCCAUCCCAGGCCAGGAUUCCUCCCUGCAGCUGACCUGUAAGGGUGGCGGGACCAGCAGCGGUGGCAGCAGCGGCACCAACUCCCUGACGGGGUCCCGGCCCCCCAAGGCCCGGCCCACCAUUCUCGGCUCAGGGGUGCCAGAGGAGACAGACCAGAACCUGUCCAGCCCCGAGGAGGUGUUCCACUCCGGCCACUCCCGCAACUCCAGCUACGCCAGCCAGCAGUCCAAGAUCUCCGGCUACAGCACGGAGCACUCGCGCUCCUCCAGCCUCUCGGACCUGACGCACCGCCGCAACACGUCCACCAGCAGCAGUGCCUCUGGUGGCCUCAGCAUGACCGUGGAGGGCCCCGAGUCUGGUGAGCGCGAGCACCGGCCUCCCGAGAAGCCCCCGCGGCCGCCCCGGCCCCCACUUCUGUCUGAGCGCUCCUUUCGGCGGAAGAAGGACUCGAUGGAGAGCCACCCGCCCUGGGUGGACGACACGCGGAUCGAUGCGGACGACAUCGUGGAGAAGAUCAUGCAGAGCCAGGACUUCACGGACGGCAGCAACUCCGAGGACAGCAACCUCCGGCUGUUCGUGAGUCGCGAUGGCUCCACCACGCUCAGCGGCAUCCAGCUGGCCAACAGGGUCUCCUCUGGGGUCUAUGAGCCCGUCGUCAUUGAAAGCCAUUGAGGAGCGGGUGUCCAGGCUGGAGAAGGGCCCUUCCUUUGCGGGCGUCCAGACCCCCACCAUUCCACGAGGGACCUUCCCCUUUGGAUAUCACCGUCCACGCCGCAUCUCAUCUGUGCCUCCUCCGUGCACUCCAGCCGCAGUCCUGCCCCAAAGCCUCAUUCCACUGUCCUCCCAUCCACGCUGGGACCCUCCUGGCCUGCUGGGGCCUGGGCACCACUGUGAACAUUCUUCUCUCAACCACUAGAGGGCAGGACACGUGGGCCCGUGAAGUGGGCGGGCAAGACAAUGAUGGCCAGAAUGCCCCGCUGGUGACUGACCUGGUCCCUCGAUGGGGACGCGCAGCGGGUCCUACACACACGGAGCUGCUCAUGGCCGAGGGGCCCCUUGCCCUGUCCCCCACCCCCCCUAGGAGCACCAGCUCAAACCAUGCCCCGGCAGGGCUCUGUUCCAUCGCCCCCCAUUCCCUUGGGGGCUGUUUCACCCCCAGAAUCCUGCCACCGUGGCCCUGUGACUGCUUAGUGCUUUAGCUACCCCUCCCCUGUGCCCUGGGGGACCUGCCGGCGGCCUCCCCCGGGAGCCAAGACCUCAGACCCCACCCGUACUCCAGAUUGAGACUCCCUCCCCCAGAGAAUGUUCUCCUGCUGCCCGGGCAGCCUGCACUUUGCACACGCUUGUGUCCAGCACAGCCCCACUGGCCCUCGCCUGCCCUUCCCCUGAUCCCUUCCCCAGGCUUCUUGGGCGCUGCCUGCUGUGCAGUCCGCGGCCCAGCCCUAGCAGCCCGGCUGGCACGGGGCCCUGCCUCUCCUCCCUCCAAGCUAGCUGCAGCUCAGGCCCGAGGCCCGUGCUGAGAAAGGCCUGAGCUUCGAUGGUCCUUCCCCUCUGCCCAGGGCUGGGACCUGAGCAGCUGGUUUCCUGUAGGAAGCCAGAAAGGUGCCUCCCAAGCCCUUGGAAGUCAGGGGCCCGGCUGGGCUGGGCAAGCGCCACCCCCGUUCUCUCCCCUCAGGGUCAGCUGGCCCAGGCUGGGGCCACUGCUGGAGGGGCAGGUGGGCUGUGGCUGGACCAGCUGGAGCUGGCUCCCUGGCCAGAAAAGCCUCAGCCUUCCUCUAAAAGCAUCCCCCUCUCCGGGCAAGGGCUGGGCGGGGUCCUUCCAGGAGGGGUUUCCUGCAGGGAGCAGCCCGGCACUGCCCCUGCCCCCUCACCAGAGCCUCUGCUCCGAGCACUUUCCGCCCGCCCCCCGCCCCCCAGUCCUCAUUACUGCUUGAAGGUAGGUGCGGGCUGCCAGCCAGUCUCUGGACAGUCUCCCUGCCGCUCUUAACGUCACUCGUUUUUGUAUAAACCCAGCGGGCUGGUGUUUACUUACCCUAUACAUUUUUCUCUUCUUUCCUUUCCUUUCCUUUCUCCCUUUUUCUUUCUUUUCAUUUUUUUUUGUAGGGUUCACAGUUCGACAUUUUUCCCUCCCCCAGGUGAGGGGAGGUGGUUCUGUUCUGUGCCCCACCCACUGACUGGGUCCCCAGCAGGGCUGGGGAUCUGGAAAGGGGGGGCCAGGAUACUGGUUCUGUCUCUGGCAGGGGUGGGGGUGAGGGUGUCCUCCCCAGGCCGGGAGGGCUCCUGGCCCCUCUGCCCCAGCUGGCACGAGUUGGAGUCUUGGUCUUCGAACCUUUCAGCACUGGGACCAGAGCAGUUCUAGGAUUUUGUUGUUUUUAAUCACCUUUUAGGAAAAGAAUGCCGGCAGGCACCUGCCGAGGCAGGACAGCGCAUUCGCUGUGGCUGGAGAAGGCUCCGGUCAGCUCUGUGGGUCCCUUCCUGCCCCUAGACACCUGGCACUUUAAAAGGCGGCUGGCUGCACUGUCUCCAGAUGGAGUGACUCCCAGGAGAUGGGGGGUAUACCACCCUUCCCUCCUGUGUCUGCCGGACCUCAGCCCAGUGGGAAGGUGCAUGCAAGGUGCAUUUGGUGUCUGGUUCAAAAUUCUGGGGCGUUAGGCAGAAAAUGGCUGGCUUUGGUGCUGCUGGGGAAAGCCCCCAGAAGAAGGAACGCUAGCCCCACUGUAGAUGAGGCCUGAACUUGACAGUCACCCCAGCAGACAGCCUCCCACAGCCUCCCAUGCCAGGCCCUGGGCCAGGGUCAUUGGGCUGAGAAUUUGGCCGUGACCAAAUUAACGCUGGCCAGAGCCCUGGCCUCGUCCCUGCGUGGGAGCCUCCGGUCCACUCAAGCUCAGUGAAUUCCCCCUAGGCGCCCACCGCUCCUGGACUUAAAAAUUCUAUAUAGAGAGAAUAGAGAGGAAUAUAUUAGAGAUAUUUUUGGAAAGGAUUUGGUCUAUGCAAUGACAGUUUGGAAUCUCGGAAGACAGUUUAACGUUUUUACUAGGAGAUUUAAAGAAAAUAAAUAAAGGUCUACAAUAUUUUUAGGUUAUUUUUUUUUUCUGGUCACCCCACAAACUGACCACAUGGCAUGAUCUGCCAGGAUGGAGAAUGUCCAUGCUCUCCUCUCUCUAGGGAGGUGGGCAGGGAGAUGGGGGUCGGGCGGGACGGGGAGGUCUUUUUUAUUUUUGUUAAUUCCCCUCUUUCUAACGGAACGUUGCCACCACCACACCCUGAGUCAGUGGGCUGUGUUUGUAUCUCUGUCCCAGCUUCUACUGUAGAAAAUAACAUUGUAAAGGGGAAUCAGCCUAGUGUCAGUGUCUUGAUUUGGGGGGGAAAUAAAUGUUGCAGUUUUUGUUCCUUAA